This is a messenger RNA of Frieseomelitta varia, 660 nucleotides long. RefSeq lists its product as uncharacterized. Gene Ontology annotation, molecular function: nucleic acid binding. NCBI's taxonomy places the organism in Eukaryota, Metazoa, Arthropoda, Insecta, Hymenoptera, Apidae. The record is from RefSeq and is a predicted model, not a curated record. The transcript has 2 exons. The coding region runs from base 1 to 660 and encodes 219 amino acids.
AUGGUAUGGAGGAAACAAAACAGGGAGUUUGAAUUAAAAAAUUUAAAAGGCACUGUCAAGCACGGGUGGGGUUCUGUCAUGGUAUGGGGCUGCAUGGCUGCCAAUGGCGUUGGUAAUCUAGUUUUUAUUGACGGAAUAAUGGAUAAGAUGAAUUAUUUAAACAUUUUAUGGGGUCAUUUGUCAUCAAGUGCAACAAAAUUGCAAUUGGUAAGUAAUUAUUAUUUCCAACACGACAAUGACUCGAAGCACACAGCUUAUAUUGUUAAACAAUGGGCCUUAUAUAAUACUCCACAUGUUUUAUCAAUACCGCCCCAAAGUCCCGACGUGAACCCUAUUGAGAAUUUAUGGACAGAGAUUGAAAGAAGAUUAAAAAAGAUCUGGGAAGAUUGGUACAAGAAUUUUAUGGAAAAGUUAGGUGGGGAGAAGAGCUUGCAAUCGGGAAAGGAGAAAACGGUUAUAACAGGGGAAGUCAGCGACCUUUUGGAAGCAGAGUUGACAGUUAAAGAAAUUGAGUUGCAAAUAACGAGGCUAAAAAAGAAAAAAGCCGCAGGAAUUGACGGGAUGCCAAACGAGGCGUGGAUCUACAGUACAGGCAGUACGAGGGAAAGACUGAAGAACAUCACCCUGGAAAAAAACGACGAUCUUGGAAGAACAGAGUAG